This is a messenger RNA of Coregonus sp. 'balchen', 10304 nucleotides long. The record is from the annotation of a GenBank genome assembly. Lineage: Eukaryota; Metazoa; Chordata; Actinopteri; Salmoniformes; Salmonidae.
AUGGCCCAGGGAAAGGAUCAUUCCUUCCUAAAGCUGGACGACCUUGCCAGCCGAUUCUUCAACCGGUAUCGCAAAGUCAACCAAGAGCAAAAAGCCCAGGAGAGCGAGGGGCCUCAUGUCUCAGAGUUCACCAUCAUUUGGGAUAAAUUGAGUAAGUUACUGUGUGCUCUUCAUGCUGUAGCUAUCGAAUUAGGCAGGUGUAACCAAGUGGGUCUAAUUAUUAGACGAGCUCAAACUCGCAACUUGUGUAACUGCUUUUAUUUGAAAAUCAUUGAUGUCAACGUUGGCAAAACCCUAAUCAGUAGGAAUUAAAACUUUGGUGUGUUUUAAGAUUAAUCUAUUGGUUAUUCAGACCCUGUGUCCCUUUUAUUUUAGCCUAAACCACCAGUCUGGUCUCUCUGGUUUAAUUAUCAGCCCUGACAAGUUUGAAGGAAACGCAAGGCUCAGUUAAAGGGUUGAGACACUCAUUUAGAAAAAGCACCAAGAAGUCAAGUAUUUCUGUGUCCAUGUAGCCAUAGAGAUACCAGGGGUGUAUUCACUAGAAACUUAACAGAAGCAAAUGGAAUGAAACCAGGAGGGACCUACCUGAAACGUGUUUUCGUUGCUACGGUGUGCACUAAUGAAUACACCCCUAGGAGAACAUUUAGACCUAGGUACUGUUUCUUUUUUUUUCUUGUCAUACGACAACCAUGGAACUUUCUUGAUUUCUUGAAAUGUUACUAACUAUAGAAGUGUUCGCUUGAGCUUCACCUUGGAUCUAAAAUGGUAUGGAGAGUUAGGCUAGGUCUUACACGGAGUCAGUCCCAUAUAACUCUACCUAAUGCUACUUGCCCUGGAAUCCAGUGCCCAAAGUCAGCAGGUUAUUAUAUAAUGUAUUAAAUUCACCAGGAAGAAACCUUCUUAAAACCUUCUUUGUAACUUCGAAGAUGUAUAGUAUACAAACUGCACUGUCAACAACAUUGUGGCAUUCGGUCUCUGUCGCCUCGUCUGAAUGAGAUCUCUCUGUCCUGUCAUUUUCUUUGUGCCACUUCUUGGCGGGGGAGGGUGGAUGGUCUUGUGUUCUAUUCUGAAAUGUAUUUUUUUUAUAACUUGUUUUCUCCUCUUUUGUCUCUGUUCUAGCCAUAACAGUCCUGUGUCACGUUCAAUGUCAGUGAGCUUUCGAACAGCUAGUGAGAGACGUAGUCUCCUUUACCAGUUAAGCCUACUAGCAUGUCAGACAUGAGGCCCAUGGAAAACGCCCCUCUUAUCGUGUAGUUAGAGCAGAGAGCUACAACUCCUGCUACAGACAGACAGGAAGUUCUCCAACGACAUGGCUUAGGCUACAUGCAGAAACCCUGUCAGCUCAACAGCUAGCUCAGUCUUAACAUAUAGAAAUGUGUAGCCUUACAGAGCCAUAAUCGAGAUUAGAAAAAUCUAAUAGGUAGACAUAUGGGCCAGGAGUUGGGCUCAAAUCCAGUCAAAUUAGGGUAUGAACUGAAGUUUCAUUCAUGAAUUUAAAGUUGUCUUUGUUUGCAAUGUGAGAUUGUGGACUUUGAAAUCAUAUGAAUUAAAUCCAAGUUUAUUUAUUGAACUGAACUGAGAUUCCCCCCAACUCCAAUGGUUUCAGGCUAGGCCAUUUGAGUUAGGCUAUUUGAAAUUGCAGUCUUAUGUGUGUCUUAUGUUGUCUUCUCCAAUGUCAUUUUGUUGUUACAUCUAAUCCACUUGACUAUCUAGCUAAUGUUCUUGUUUUUACAUAAACCUUUCUUCCCUCUCUUUCUCCUCUUCAUCAUUUCCAUCCAUGUGGGUGAAUGUUCCUGAAAAACCCUUGGUGAACUAUAGAGACUUUUGGUAUGCACAUUCUCUUCCAUAAGCUGUCCUAAGUCACAGAGAAAGCAGACAGCCUAUAGCCUAGAUAUCGCCUAACAAAUAGGCUAGGACCACAACCUGGCUGCUACUAAAACAGUAGAAAAUGUUGCAAAUGGUUAGCAUUUGUGGCUAUUCUUCAAUAGUAUCAUCAUGACUAACUCAUGGAUUUGGCCAAUUACUUUGUCAUUCCUCUGUGACUAUGGACCGCUCAUGUCUGCUGUGGUUUCCACAAAGCACUUUCUAUGCCUACACUCUAGUUAGUUUGCUGUGGCUUUUAAAACAUUUGCUGAUUUCCCCCUUGAAUAGUGUUAACCCUCUGAAAGGGAUGCACUAUCGUUGCUCUUUGAAUUAGCUAUCUAUAAAGCCUGUGAGAGCUCUUUGCAUCUCUUCAUUGUAAAUUGCUAGCUAAUAAAGAUGUUUUAAGUACAGUAUCUCUGCCUGGUACUUGACUUUGGCCUGACCUUACUAUCGGUUUAUUUAGUUAUUGUGAUCCCCUGAACUUGUUGACUGUUAGAUACACAGCAACUCUGAUCUAAGUAGAAAGAUAGUAGGUCUAUAGACCUGUCUAACCUGUGUUUUAUUUGUGCUAAUUGUCUUCUUUCUUCACCUUUUAGUGAAAGAGUUCUUAGCCAAAGCCAAAGAAGAUUUUUUACGAAAAUGGGAGUGCCCACCACAGGUAAGAGACUAAUAACAAAAUACUUAUUUCCCACAGGUAACGAAACACUACACUGAACAAAAAUAUAAAAUGCAACUAUUUAAACGAUUUUACUGAGUUACAGUUCAUAUAAGGAAAUCUGUCAAUUUAAAUGAAUUCAUUAGGUCCUAAUCUAUGGAUUUUUAUAUGACUGGGAAUACAGAUAUGCAUCUGUUGUUCACAGAUACCUUAACAAAAAAAGGUAGUGGUGUGGAUCAGAAAACCAGUCAGUAUCAGGUAUGACCACCAUUUGCCUCAUGCAGCGCAACACUUCUCCUUCGCAUAGAGUUGAUCAGGCUGUUGAUUGUUGUCCCACUCCUCUUCAAUGGCUGUGUGAAGUUGCUGGAUAUUGGCGGGAACUGGAACACGCUGUUGUACACGUCGAUCCAGAACAUCCCAAAUAUUCUCAAUGGAUGACAUGUCUGGUGAGUAUGCAGGACAUGGAAGAACUGGGACACAGGUUAGACAUGUAUACAGAUCCUUGCGACAUGGGGCUGUGCAUUAUCGUGCUGAAACAUGAGGUGAUGGCGCUGGAUGAAUGGCAUGACAAUUGGCCUCAGGAUCUCGACACGGUAUCUCUGUGUAUUCAAAUUGCAAUUGAUCAAAUGCAAUUGUGUUUGUUGUCCGUAGGUUAUGCCUGCCCAUACCAUAACUCCACCGCCACCAUGGGUCACUCUGUUCACAUCUUUGACAUCAGCAAACUGCUCUACCUCAUGACGCCAUACACGCGGUCUGCCAUCUGCCCUGUAGAGUUGAAACUGGGAUUUAGCCGUGAAGAGCACACUUUUCCAGCGUGCCAGUGGCCAUCUAAGGUGAGCGUUUGCCCACUGAAGUCGGUUACGACGCCAAACUGCAGUCAGGUCAAGACCCUGGUGAGGACGCAGAUUAGCUUUCCUGAGACUGUUUCUAACAGUUUGUGCAGAAAUUCUUCGUUUGUGCAAACCCACAGUUUCAUCAGCGGUCUGGGUGGCUGGUCUUGGACGAUCCCUCAGGUGUAAAAGCCGGAUGUGGAGGUCCUGUGCUGGCGUGGUUACAUGGGGUCUGCGGUUGUGAGGCCGGUUGGACAUACUGCCAAAUUCUCUAAAACGACGAAGGCGGCUUAUGGUAGAGAAAUUAACAUUCAAUUAUCUUGAAACAGCUCUGGUGGACGUUCCUGCAGUCAACAUGCCAAUUGCACACUCCCUCAAAACUUGAGACAUCUGUGGCAUUGUGGUGUGACAAAACUGCACAUUUUAGUGGCCUUUUAUUGUCCCCAGCACAAGGUGCACCUGUGUAAUGAUUAUGCUGUUUAUUCAGCUUCUUGAUAUGCCGCACCUGUCAGGUGGAUGGAUUAUCUUGGCAAAUGAGAAAUGCUCACUAACAGGGAUGUAAAGAAAUGUUUGCACUAUUUGAGAGAAAUCAGCUUUGUGUGCGUGUAGAUAAUUUCUGAGAUCUUUUAUUUCUGCUCAUGAAACAUGGGACCAACACUUUACCUGUUGCGUUAAUAUUUUUGUUCAGUGUAGAAUUGUUUUUUCAUUUCCUCACCUACCACUAUCAGAAUAAUUGCAGAAUGGACAGUAAACCACUUCCUUAUGCAUCCUCUGAUGUUGAUCUGAUGGGGACCAAGAGGCUAAUUCCUCAAUCUGGAGUGUAAAGUGUGUACACUGAUGUUAUCCUUAUAAAAAGCCAUAGUCCCAAACAUCUGUAGUAUCGUUGAGGAAGUUUAAGUUACCAUGGUCUCAAUAGUUUAGAAUUAAUAGCCAAUGUUUUGAAAGAGAAAAGGGAACUGCGCACCCAUCCAUUCCACAUGUAGCGCAACUUCUGGAAAUAAUACAUUUUUGACCAGCCAACUCAAAUAAAGUAAGGCCGGGAUUCAAUACACAUUAUUGUGCAGUGCGGGUACUGCAGGCAAUGUUUUCAGAAAGCAGGAUCCCCCAUUAUAGUCAAUGGGAGUAUGGCGAUCUUUGUGGUCAAUAUUUGUAGAUAUACCCACUAAUUUUGCCGUUAUAAUAAGGUUGGUAGCAACAUGGGGAAAUCAUUGUGAAAAUCUGUUGCAGCUAAAGUCGACUACAAAAUCCACAAUGCAAUGCUCUCUCUAUGGGCUAGCUGGCAAAUGUAGCUACACACAAUAAUACCAAAGACAAUAUCAUGUAACAUAGCUAGCUAGCUGUUAAAUUGCCUAAACAAACUGCACUAUGAAUUUAGGAGUCCACAAUCUAACCAUGUUCAACCUGCAGAUCGAUGUGCCUCACUGAGUGGAGUCAAACAUUCGCAACGGCAGAUAUACUUUUGAGGAAAUGGGAAACGGUGCCCAUGCCUGGCAAUGGGCCGCGCGGUGCAUUCUGGGCGAUUCUGGGACAAAGGAGUGAAUGGGAGUCUAUUGGGCGCAAACUCAAAAAAACAACAUUAGCACGAAUUUCGUCAACAAGAAGUACAACAUUACAAAGCUUUUCCGAAAUGUGAGAUAAUCAACUUGCUGUCUGUUGUAUAGUAUAGCUUUGAAACCUUUCGAGGAAAAUAGGCACGUUUCUCGACAUAUACACUGACUUUGAGAAAUAAUUGUGUGACGAUUAGCUUAGCAACUACGUGAAGCAGCUUGACAACGUGAACGCGAUUGGUUGACAGUUUGCUGGGUGGGGCGUUUAAAGGUUCCUUCAUUCAUUAGAUUCCUAUUUAUUUUCUAUAAUAUCUCUGGCAACUGCACGAUGCAAUGCAACCUGGACUAAAGAGGCAGACAAAUAGGAAAAAUGUGCUAGACCCUCCGUUAAAUUACACAUUUCUCGAGGUAGGAAUAUCGCAAAAAUAUGAUCAAUGGCUUAUUCGAGAGAAGACAUCCUCCCGAGUUAUGACAUCAGCCAGCAUUGAAAUCUGACAUGUAUGAUAAACGUUUUCGCAAUCUAAAAGUUGUAUUCCUAUUAACUUAGUGUAGUGAGUUUGGGCCCCGUGUAGCUCAGUUGGUAGAGCAUGGCGCUUGCAACGCCAGGGUUGUGGGUUCGUUUCCCACGGGGGGCCAGUAUGAAAAAUUUAUGCACUCACUAACUGUAAGUCGCUCUGGAAAAGAGCGUCUGCUAAAUGACUAAAAUGUAAAUGUAAAAAAUGUGAGAGCGACUUUCUCGCGGUGCUACGUAAUACCGGCCAUAUUUCUGCCUGCUUGAACACCAAUAACUCAGAUAAACAUGAAAUGACCCAGAGAAUCGAUAGAACAUCACUCAGAGAUAUACAAAAACAAUAGAACAUUCAAAAUGGCCGAACCUUUACUUAAAGGAUAAUUUAGUGGCUACCGGCAACCUGCAGUACCCCGGUCGGCCUUCAAUUUGAGAUUCUCAAUGAGAGGGGGCAGCACUGCGCUAGCCUGCAACGUCAGUGUUCUCCCCAAAUAAUGUAAGAGGGGCGCUGCGCCACCUUGUGGACUGCUCAAACUGUGAAUGCAAUGUUCCAAAACUCUUCCAUGAUGCAAGAUGGCAACACGCUAAAACGACACUUCCUGUUCUUCAAAUGCGCCACUGAGACGUCACAUAGUAAACAAUGGCUCUGUCCAUUCUUUCUACAGUCUAUGAGCAGGGAACUAGACAGCCUGCAAUGUUCCUUUUAAUUAAAGGCAAAUUACCCAACGUUUGCGGAGAUCGCAUAGAUGGUAAACGCUGCACGUUGGCUCAAGCGUAAAUUACCUUAAUUAAAGUGUGCUGCCCUGUAUUGAAUUCCUGCCUUAAUGUCGGCUCACUGUUUGCUGGCACAUUUUAAGGAUGUGCUUUCCUCCUCAGAGCACAACUGGCCUGGAUGACUUUGACAGGCUGAAGACUCUAGGCACGGGCUCGUUCGGUAGAGUUAUGUUGGUGAAACAUAAAGGAACAGAACAGUUCUACGCCAUGAAGAUCCUGGACAAACAGAAAGUGGGUACCAUGCAAUAACAUGCACUGGGUUGUGUUCAUUAGGUUAGGCAAUGGAAAAAGAAAAUGAGCGUUCCUUAUUGGGUAAGUCCAGGUAGGCCCUCCCUGUUUCAGUUCGCUUUCUUCCGUUUAAUGCCUAAUGAACAUGACCCUGGUUUGUUUUGAAGGAGGUUGAACAAAACCUAGGCCGGUUAAAUCACCUAGCACAGUAAAGUUGGCUGGCGUCAGAGAAAGGCUGGCUUUAUCUAGCUUUUGUGCUCUGUUGCAUGGGUUUACACUAAUUCAAAAGGAAAUGGAAAGUAUAUGUCUUCUCAGGUACUGUGAGGCUUGGUUAACCACAAAAUACAUUUUGUAUUUUUGAAGUGAAACUUAAUGAGACACAGUAUGAGACAUCCUGUACCUUGUUAUUGCACUGGUAUAUUUGUUUUGUUAACUAGAUGAUACACUAAGGCUCAUGAUGGUCAGAACUAAACAGUUUUCACAGUUUCAGCUAAAAUGAAUAUGUUUGUACCUUCAAUGUGUUUGUUAUGCUCAGUGAGAGCAGGGGAAAAAAGUUGAAAUUCUGAAUGAAAAAUGUAAACCAGCCAUUGAGGCAACAAUAUUUUGUUAGCUACAAAGUAACUGUUUUGCCACUCACUUUUUUUCAGCUGACUGCUUUGUCUGUUAACUUAAAGGUCAUGAAAUGUCAAUCCCACGCAGGUUUCAAAAAGUGACUGACGUGCCUUUUGAACCCAUGACCAUUGACAUUUUGAAAAUGACCUCUGACAGUUUUGCUUUAUACCUACACUGUGAUAUUUUUACCACAUAAUACUGUAUUCUAAAACUGUUCAAGAUUAGCAAUUGGACUGGCCUAUUGAAUUAAUUCCCCUGAUCAUCGUAAAUGGUGCUGCCUUGCGGUGACUAGAUCGCAUGGCUGCCACCAAAUGUAGUAGGGAUGUUCCCUUGAUAUCGUCUCCUACAUUAUUUUCCUGUGUAUCAAAUGAAAUAAAGUGGAAAGGCAAACUUUAUUCUCGCGUGUAGAUUUGUAAGAAUCAGAAGUUCCCACUACGAGCAUCCUGAUAACAAAUAAUAUGCUACAGAUGUCCAGUUGCACGUUCAAUGCAUGUUUAAAAAAUCGACUAAAGUGCUACAAACGUUGCCUAUUGCCCAGGCACUCCUUCCUUGAUCUCCCAAGAUAGCCACCACCAUAAAUUCUUCUUUGUGAAACUGUCACAUAUUCUUCAUUAGUGGGAUGGUCACAUGCAGUAGUUUUAUCAGAUGACCGGUGACUUUUGUCUUUACUGUUGUGCUCCUCUCCUCAUCGUUAUGCCUCCUCUCUCAUUGCUCUCACAGGUGGUGAAGCUGAAACAGAUAGAACACACUCUAAACGAAAAGAAAAUACUGCAGGCGGUGUCCUUCCCCUUUCUCGUCAGACUAGAGUAUUCCUUCAAGGUAUGUCAGCAGCAGUAGGAUGUCCAAAAAUGUGCACUGUACAAUUGGUGAAAAAGAUGAGUGUUACCUUGGAAAUAGAGCUGGGAUGAUAAAAUGAAAAUGGCCUUCCUUGGUACGCCAGUAAUUUUCCGUGAUUUUGCUACACAAUGUUACUGUAGAUCAGGGGUGUCAAAGAAAGAAAACCUGCAGAUACCCGGCCCUCCGUGGAAUGAGUUUGACACGUGUUGUAGAUUGUUUUAAAACCAUUAUUUGGUCAACCGUAAUAGCCUAUGCAUUAUGUUGAUUCUUUUAUUUUUUUUACUUUUUACCCCCAUUUUCUCCCCAAUUUCGUGAUAUACAAUUGGUAGUUAGUCUUGUCCCAUCGCUGCAACUCCAGUACAGACCAAAUGUAACUGGGUGUGUUCUAACUUUAUUUGAACCAUAGGACAACUCCAACCUCUACAUGGUGAUGGAGUAUGUUCCAGGAGGAGAAAUGUUCUCGCAUCUGAGACGCAUCGGGAGGUUCAGGUAAAUCAAAAAAGCUUUGACACCAUGUUCAUAGCCUGGUAUGUCUGUAUACUUGAGAUCCAAAAUAAUGGGCACGAUCUAUGUGUUAUAAGGUAUUGUGUUGUCUUUGGUUUCAUUUUUUUUCACCCGUUUGACAUUACGUUAACUGAACAUUUUCUUCUGUCUUCAGUGAACAUCACGCACGAUUUUAUGCAGCUCAGAUAGUACUCACUUUUGAGUACCUCCACUCGCUAGACCUCAUCUACAGAGACCUGAAGCCUGAAAACCUUCUCAUUGAUCACCAAGGGUACAUCCAGGUACGGAAGCAGCGAUAUCCAAACCAAAGCAUAUCUACAUUUGUUGGCUAUGAACUCUCAUCUAAGACUUCUGUCUUGAGAUUGAAUAGCAAAUAAUGAGACGUUAGUCAUCACAUUACCAUUAAAUAGUCCAUGCAAAUUUGCCCUAUGCAAAUAUGUACCAACUGGACUGCUAUUAUUGCAUGGUUCUAAUGCCAUUGUCGAUCCUUUUCAGGUCACAGACUUUGGCUUUGCCAAAAGAGUAAAAGGCAGGACCUGGACAUUGUGUGGAACUCCAGAGUACCUGGCUCCAGAGAUCAUCCUCAGCAAGGUGGGCCCUCCUGUCCAAUAUAGCGUGUUGGACAUAGUGUGUGUGACUGUUUUCAACCUACCUGUAGAUUUGAAAUAGUUGCCAGUGUUGUUUGCACAGUAUGUGCAAAGAAAGUUGCUCAACAUUGUUUUCUCCGCUGUACUCUGCUAGGGUUACAACAAAGCUGUGGACUGGUGGGCACUGGGAGUCCUGAUCUACGAGAUGGCCGCCGGGUACCCUCCGUUCUUCGCUGAUCAACCAAUCCAGAUCUACGAGAAGAUCGUGUCCGGCAAGGUAGGCAGGAAUUGACAUUAUGUGCAGUCUGGACUGACAUCAUGUUACCGGACACCAUGCGUUCUUGAACGGAUUUGACAUGGUAUGCAAAACUAAUGCAUACAUAUUAGUGUCCUACAAAACUCUUUCUUCACAGGGGUGAUUUGCCUAUAGAUUGAAACGGCCCCUACUGUCAAAAAUGACAAAGGAGCUAUUAGCUUAAAUGGUUUCCCUUGAUGUUCUGGUUAUUUGCCAACCUUACUGUGCAUGUUUCUAUCAUACCUGUGACUUUUAUCCAUAUUUUAACAAUAAGCUCCACAGUUAAAGCCCAACUCCGCUCCUGUGUUCUAGGUACGAUUCACCUCCCACUUCAGCUCAGACUUGAAAGACCUGCUGAGGAACCUGCUCCAGGUGGACCUGACGAAGCGCUACGGCAACCUGAAGAACGGGGUGAAUGACAUCAAGAACCACAAGUGGUUCGCCACAACGGACUGGAUCGCCAUCUACGAGAGGAAGGUACGUCCCGACCGUUAAAGUUUUAAGUGUGAAAUAAACACUGUUGGUUUGGAACAGUAAACAAACUAGGUAACGCAUGAAUCCCCAGAAAGAUUGACAUUCCAGGUGUAAUUAAAUAUGAACUUUACCGUCAUAAAAAUACUGCCAGAUAUAACACAUUUGCACUAUAAAGGCUUGUAGACAAGAAUGUUGGGAGUUCAGUGCUUUCCCCUCUAACCCCCAUCACCAAAAUAGAUUGAUUGCCUUUGCCACAUAAACAAUGUGUAGCUGUUAUGAUUGUAUUGUGGUCUUUAGAGCCACUCCCACACUUGUCCUGUUGCCUUUCAGGUGGAAGCUCCCUUCAUACCAAAGUGCAGAGGACCAGGAGACACAAGCAACUUUGACGACUACGAAGAGGAGGACGUCCGUGUGUCCGACACAGAAAAGUGUGCGAAGGAGUUUUCCGAAUUCUAGCGAGGGGCGGCAGGUGUUCCAUCAGGGCUCACAUACAUUGGGAUUUUUGCACUCUUUUGAGGGUGAAGGUGGAGCUGAGACAUGACGUGUUCAAAACAAUUGCCUAGUAACUUCAUUCCACAAGGCUGAAUGAG